UUCCCUGACGUCGAGCUGGUUAGUCACUGCAUUACUGGAUCGUAACUGGGUCAUUUGUGGAGAAUUUCGGACUUGAAUUUCAUUAAACCUUGGUGAUUUACUGGAACGAGUGCCCUGAUGUAGGGCUUGCAUCUGAAUUAUGGCGAAAAGUACCAAGUCAGGUGCCAGAUACGAGAAUGGGAGAGUAGAAGUGAAAAGCAAGUUCGAUGCUGAGUUUCGGAGAUUCUGUGUGAGUCGUGACCCAGUUAAUGGAUUUGAGGAGUUUCAGUCCCGGGUGGAGAAACUCCAUCAGUUGGAAGACAUUCCAUUUGUGAUCAACUACACAGACCCCGUCCAUGGAGACCUCCUCCCGAUCAACAACGACAUCAACUUCUCCAAGGCAGUCACGACAGCAAAGCCACUACUUCGACUUCUGCUGCAACGCAAAGGUGAGAGCUAUGGUGAAGCAAAUGGCUAUGGAACCCUCCCAGUGAAGAGGAGGAAUCCUAUCUCAAAGUUAAUAAAAGAGGAGACCCAGCCCAAGCCUAGGAUUAGUAUUGGAAUGCCUGAGGACUUCCGGAGAGUGUCUGCCAUUAUUGAUGUGGAUAUUGUGCCUGAAACACUUCGUAGGGUAAAACUGAUGAAAAACGGUUCUGAUAAACCUCUUGGUUUCUAUAUUCGUGAUGGUACAACAGUGCGGGUAACAUCACACGGACUCGAAAAAGUACCUGGAAUAUUUAUAUCGAGGCUAGUUCCUGGCGGGCUUGCUGAGAGCACUGGACUACUGGCAGUUAAUGACGAAGUUCUAGAAGUGAACGGAAUUGAAGUUUCAGGGAAAACUCUUGACCAGGUGACAGACAUGAUGGUGGCAAAUAGUGCAAAUUUGAUAAUUACUGUGAAACCUGUUAAUCAGAGAAUGACACUCGGGAACCAGCGUGGAGCGCCGGGAAGACAUUCCCAGAUGUCUUCAACAUCACAGCACUCGUAUCGCUCCUCCAAAUCAUUUGACAGUGACACAGUUAUUGAACACGACGAAGAGGAUGAAGUUCAUGAUCAUCUUAGUAAACCGGAAAAAGAAAAAUCGGACAAAGACAGUGCUGUUGUGACAUUGUAACAAAUGUAUUGCGUUGGUCGGAGUGGUUUGUAAUACAGCCAUGUUGUGCUUGUACAGUCGAGACCCUGUUCCAGAAACCUAUCUCUGCACUAAGAUGAUCGUAACUCCUCUUACUGCUAAGAUCCAUUUGUGGAUUGGGGCCAGGGCAUUGUUCCACGAAGUGAUCUUGCAGCUGGGCUGAUUGUAGACACCAUACAAAAACACAGGCUAAUGAUUAUCAUGGUGCUUACAUGGUGUUGUGGAACAGGGUCCGGAAUGGAAUCUUCUUGCUGCAAUUAUCCAGUUGUGAAACGACACUAGCUACAUUACCUCUAUAAAACUAUUGCAUGGCGUAUCCACGAUGCUUCACAUUGGCAUUUUGCACUCUGGUGUGAACAGAGAAUUCCAGCAACUUUUCAUUCAUCAUAAAAAGAGAAUAUAAUUAUUAUGCUUUGAUGAUGUACAGGCAUCAGGUAGCCUUGUGGAUCAGGUGUUUACUUGUCAUGUUUAAAGACCCAGGUUUAGCUUCCACAUCCCACAGCAUGUGCCUGGUGUUCCUUGUUGUCGCAGGUCUGGAAUAUUGCAGCGUAAAACUGUUAACUUUCUUGCUUGUUUUAAAGCAUUUAAACACAUUGCUUAAGUCAAACUGUCUUUUCUCUGGAAUAUUUGUGGAUUAAGGUGGAUACCGUUUUGAACUGACAGGAAAACUCUGUAAAAUCCUCAAGAAGGCACAAUUUGCUUUGUCAGCAAAUUUCUUUGGGGAACUGGGAUUGGUAAAGUUUGACAUUUGCAUUGGAAAGAAACUGGCAACAAUCUGUUGAUUGUGUGUACCAGAAUUUCUUCUGAGUUUAUGGGUAUAUUUUAUUUGUGCUUCCUGCAGUUUUUGGCCACUUGCUGGUGACAAGUGUAACGUGUUUCAGGACAAUAGGUGAUGUUCUUUUCUUCCACAAGCUGACACACAGCAGGCUAGCUCUAUAUUUAUACAUGUGUCUGUCCAUAGUAAGUCUGUUUAUACAGUUAUGAAGAUGUUCAAAAUAAGCAUAGACUGUGCCACAAACAUUUAAAAAUGCAAAACUGUCUAUUGCGCAAAUAUUUGAUUUUAAUUGGUUGGUUGGUUUGUUGUUUAACGCUGCACUCAGCAAUAUUCCUGUUAUAUGGCGACGUUCUGUAAAUAAUGGAGUCUGGACCAGACAAUCCAGUGAUUAACUACAAGUAUUUGAGUCUGCUAAACUGUCUAAGGCACAAAUAUUUUAGUACGCUAAAGUGUCUGGUGCAAACUUCUAAGUCCACUAAACUGCCUAUGUCACAAACAUUUGAGUAUGCGGAACUGCCUUUGACACAUUGUAGCCUUUCUAAACCUAUGGACUAAUAUUAGCCUUUAUUUUAAAAAUGAAAAAGAAUUAAAGACUCUCUUUUAGCUAAAAUUUGUCAAUAGUGAAAGUCCUAAUAGCUUUAAGAUAGAUAAUAUUACCUCACUGCCAGAAGCUACUAAGUCGUCUGAUUGUAAAAACUGUUGCACAGGUUGUGUUUGUUUAAGUGGAAAAAAGUAUUUUAAACAGUUUAUAUAAGAUGUUAUGACAGAUUCUUAUUUUCCUAGUUCAAAGUUGCACCUUGUUAUUGCACCUGGGGACCUGCACAGUCAUUUUUAUGUCACGUUCACUGUCAGUAGCAGUGUGUUGAAAAAUAUUUUCAGCGGUAGGUAUAGAAUACUUUAAGUGACAUAAGUAUAUAUAAAUGCUUAGGGCUGGCUGCUGAUAUAGAUCCUAGAGAUUGAUAGUCGUUGACUUAAUUUUGAUCGAUUAUUGAUAAAUAUUGGAUUGAGGUGAAAUGGUAUGCUCUUACCACAGUACAGUUCGUAUUGCGGUACAAAGCCUUCGAUUCGGUCCGUUUCGGUUCGGUAUGUGAGAUAUGAUCUUAAUGCAGAAAAUUGACAAGAGCCAAACCUAACAUUGUUUAAUAAAAUGG
Messenger RNA from Haliotis rubra (blacklip abalone), 3037 nucleotides. Its product is annotated as partitioning defective 6 homolog beta-like. Gene Ontology annotation, molecular function: protein binding. The record is from RefSeq and is a predicted model, not a curated record. The transcript has 3 exons. Bases 140 to 1093 code for a protein of 317 amino acids. NCBI's taxonomy places the organism in Eukaryota, Metazoa, Mollusca, Gastropoda, Lepetellida, Haliotidae. Gene Ontology annotation, biological process: centrosome cycle.